GCCAAGUUUAUUGAAAGCGCAGAAUCCGAAAGCUACGGACGUGUUUCGCUCGAGCGCAUCUUCGACCUACGAUCUCUCGCUCGCUCCCGCCCGCCCCGCAUAGCAGCCUCUCGCUCCCUCGCGCCUCGAAGUGAUCGUGAUAUCGUGCCGCGAAUUUUGGAUUUUAUUUCGAUUGAGAAAAGGCGGUGAAAAUAUUACACACUAUAGUCGUCUGUCUGCCAGCCGAUUUUGUCAUCGCGAUCAUUGUUAGUCGCUAGUCGGCUCCUACGCGGUAUAAAUUAUAUUGCAGCUCGUCUUUACCCCCUUUGGGCAAUGCCCAAUUCUAAAUUGUUAAUUGCGUGACAAAUUCCGAGAGAAAUAAUAAUACAAAAAGUAAUACGAAAUAUCACAUCACCCACGAUAUAAUGCAGUUCGAUCCGAAGCCACGAUGCGGUGGCAGCGUGGUUAGCUUCGCCGUAAUGCUGCUGAUCAUCGGCGCGGAUUUCGCCGUUGGAAGGCCUGAUGUGCGCGAGUCGCCCUUCGCCCGCGAGCUGCAGCCGCCGCUGCUGCAGCCGGACGUGACCUUCAGCCCAUCCGGCCAGCAGGCGGCUGGCCCUAAGGCCAUCGACAGCUACGGCAACCCCAUCGACGCACUGCGUCCCAUUGACACGCCCGAUGGGCGCAAGGUGGUCAGUGCCCAGGGCGUUCAGUUCGAGAUACCCACCUACGCAUCGGGGAUCACGGAGAUCCGGCGGCCGGCCGACGAUCUCCUGCCGCCGCACAUUGGUGAGUUGACAACCAAGGGAACAGCGGCUGCCAGCGGUGCCACCAGCAGAACGGAAACGGAAACGGAAACCAGGACGAAGAAGAACGACACAAAAAACACUGCCUUGACUGCACCACACACAAACAGUAGAAAUAGUAGCACCACUAGAGCCACUAGAACCACUAGAACACCUAGAACCACUAGCACCACCCGCACCGCACCAGCUGCACCACCCAUUAGCACCACUAACAAGCUGGCCAAACGCGAUCUGCUGGGCGGCCAGUUCCCCAUCGCACCACCCACUAACCGCCACGCCCCGCCCGCCUACUCCCUGAUCAGGCUGAAUCCCUUUGGGGAUUCAGACUCACCCAUCACCCAGAUUGGCCUUCCUUCUAGUCCCAGCCCCUGUCCCACUUCCGCGUCCCAAUACCAAUCCAAAAGCCCCGCGAAUUGCUCGAAAUACUCAACAACGAAUCCGAAUCCUCUCCAACCAGAUGCCAUCGCUGUGGGCCUGGAAUCACCACAGUCCAGUGCAGAACAGAAACCGAAUCCGAUACCAAUUCGGAACUCAUUCUCCGGCACAGCAUCAUCUGCACCAGCACCACUUCCAGCCACAUCACUAACACCGCCCCACCAUGAUCCACCCUCAUCCGACACGACGACCUCCAGCACCGCUGGGGAUGUGGAGGUGGAGCAGGCGCAGCUGGUGCCUCUGCCGCAGGAGGAGGCCAGCCCUCUGCCGGAUUACAUCCUGGAGCUGCAGCGCCAGGAUGCGAAUAUCGGCGGACCAGUGGAAUGGAAGCCGGCUGCCGAUGGAGCACCACUCAGUGUGAUUGCCUGGGAUCUGUUGCCACCGCACCAGGAUCAGGACAGCCUUCACAGCCAGGAGGAGCAGCAGCAGGAGCCCACCAUCAUCACAGAGGCACAACAGCUGCCGGCCAAGAAGGUCCAGGGCAUUGUUGAUCCCAUCAGUCACAAUAUACGGCUGAGCCUGAGCAGCGGUAAUGCCCUAAGUCCAGUGGCACCACCACAGGAUCAGGAGCACCACGACGGACCAGCGGAUCAUGGCACCAAUGCCCAUGUGGGCAGCACCACGCAAUCCAGCAACCCGGGUCGCUUUCCCAACCGCCAACGUGGCACGGCCCACUACAGCACCACCAGGAGCAGUAGCACCACCUUGAGACCCAGGAGCAGCAGCACCACCACCCAGGCACCUACGACCACCACUACCAGGAGAACAACCACCACCACAACGACUACCACCAGGAGACCCACCACCACAACCACCACUACGACAACCACUCCGAAGCCAGUAACACGCUCCACCACUCCAUUGACUAUUGGCACCACCGAGGAUCCCGCCAGCUUCUACCACCUGAUAAACGAGGAGGCCUAUGCCUUCACCCUGCCCACCUGGCUGCAGGAGGUCACCGAUCCGGAUCUGGAUGUGGCUGUGACCUUUGAAGUGCCCGCCGACAACGAUAAGUACAACCACACGUUGGCCAACGAUCUGGAGCCACCUUUUGAGCCCUUCGUUGAUCUGGGCAACAUUCAGCUGACGCCACCACCCACCAGCAGGCCCAGCACGACAACCACCAGAAGAACCACCACCACAACAACCACUACGGCGGCACCAACGACGACAACAACGACAACAACCACGACAACAACCACGCCACAAACAACCACAACAACCACGCGGCGAACCACAAAAGCACCCAUUACAACACUAAAACCAACAGCACCCACCACCCACAGCACCCAAGCGCACCCAGAACCACCGCCAGUGAAACUGACCACAACCACCACCCACCACGCAGAUAACCCGCCAGAGGAUUCGAGGAGCACCACAGCGAGUCCGCUGGAUGCGGGCAACCCAUUCGAUUCGGCCACGAUUCCCGCCUGGCUGCGUGACUUCGACUAUCCGGAUGUGGGUCCCGGUGUGCCCUUCGACCCGGACAACUAUGGACCAGCAGCCGGAGGAGCAGCAGCCGCCAGCAGCAGUACCCGUGUCCCAACCAAUCCGCCACGCCUCCCUAACGUCCCAACCGCCUCCUCCGCUUUUCCAUCCAAAGUCACGCUUCCGCUUCCAGGCAGCAGCAUCAGUGGCACCAGCAGCAGCGAGGAACCACAACAGGUCCUCGUUCCGCCCGCUGACCACUCGGAGUCCUCUGCCGGUUCCAUCGCCGGCUCCCUCGCCGGCUCCUCCAACUCCAAUCCCGGACAACUCACCCAUCCCACAUCCUUUGCAGCCCGCUUCGAGCCACCGGCCAGCAGUUCCAGCUCCUCCGCCGGAGAGCCCUUCCCGCCCAGCAAGGUGGAGUACACCAAGAGCGACGAGGGCAAGGUCAUCAGCACGCCGGUCACCAGCAACCAGCGGAAGACCGAGCCUGUGUCACCAGCUGCGAACACCGGAAAGUACACGGGUGGAUUCGGAGCUCCGGCGGGACUCCUGCGUCCACAGACGACCAGUCCCAGCGGCACCAACCCGAGUCCAAGUGCCAGCUCCGACAUCUAUGUGGCCGGCAACCAGCACGAGUUCAGCAGCAUCAUAAAGGCGAACAAGGCGCGGCCCACCGUGAACCCAGGUCGCUACAACGGCGGAUUCGGAGCACCCACCGGCGUCCUUUCGCCCCAGGCCCAGGCGGAGCCGCGCCCCUUCCAGCCCAUCCAGCAGCAGGCGGAGCACAGGGAAACCCAGUCCGCAAACGGAAGCGCGAACCGGCGGACGGAGGGCCGCUUUGGCGGACCACCCGGCAUCCUUGUGCCCUUCGACAACGUGCAGCGGACUGGAGGGCAGUAGGCAGUAGCCACCGCGGAGGAGUCCAGGGGUCCAGUGGUCUCCGCAAAUACUUUAAAUUAUUUAUAGCCCAUGUACAUGUACCUAUGCUAGAGCUGAGUAAGUGGAUCGCCACAAUACUUGCGUAAAUAAAGUCUCACAACUAA
Messenger RNA from Drosophila subpulchrella, 3691 nucleotides. RefSeq names its product integumentary mucin C.1. Lineage: Eukaryota; Metazoa; Arthropoda; Insecta; Diptera; Drosophilidae. The transcript is spliced from 3 exons. The coding region runs from base 405 to 3548 and encodes 1047 amino acids. The record is from RefSeq and is a predicted model, not a curated record.